Messenger RNA from Botrytis deweyae, 831 nucleotides. RefSeq lists its product as uncharacterized. The transcript is spliced from 2 exons. Gene Ontology annotation, biological process: fatty acid beta-oxidation. The coding region runs from base 1 to 831 and encodes 276 amino acids. Gene Ontology annotation, molecular function: enoyl-CoA hydratase activity. The record is from RefSeq and is a predicted model, not a curated record. Gene Ontology annotation, cellular component: mitochondrion. NCBI's taxonomy places the organism in Eukaryota, Fungi, Ascomycota, Leotiomycetes, Helotiales, Sclerotiniaceae.
AUGGCAUCCCCGACUGCACCCCCCGAAACCACCUCUUUUCUCCUCACCUACCCAACACCUCAAAUCCUUCUCGUGACCAUCAAUCGUCCGCAAGCCAUGAAUUCCAUACCCAGUUUCGCCCAUUGGGAAGCCGAUGCUAUUCUCACCUGGUUUGACGAUUCCCCUGAUUUGCGCGUUGCCAUUAUUACCGGAGCAGGAGAAAAGGCAUUUUGCGCCGGCCAAGAUUUAAUCGAGCAAGCUAAAUUUAAAAUUGAUCCUCCGCCAAUGUCGACUCGAAGACAUCCACCCAGCGGAUUUUGUGGAAUUAGUAGGAGAGUGGGCAAGAAGCCAGUUAUUGCCGCGGUCAAUGGGUUUGCGCUUGGUGGGGGGUUUGAGAUAUGUUUAAACUGUGAUCUGGUCGUUGCAUCUCCGUUGGCAACAUUUGGUCUUCCCGAAGCUGCUGUAGGCCUCUACGCCGCAGCUGGUGGUCUUCCGCGCAUAGUGCGCAAUUGUGGACUUCAAAUAGCUACAGAAAUCGCAUUGACUAAUCGGAAACUUACCGCCAAGGAAGCACUUUCAUACAAUCUAAUUAACAGAAUCGCGCAAUCACCAGAAACGGUAUUGAAGGAGAGUGUGGAGCUCGCAGAGAAAAUUGCUGCUUUGAGCCCGGAUGCGGUUAUCGUAUCGAGAGCGGGAUUGAGAGAGGCAUGGGAGACGGGGAGUGUAGAAAGAGCUACACAGAUUGUUGCACAGAGGUAUGAUCAGCAAUUGUUUGAGGGUGAGAAUAUGCAGAUUGGGUUAGAAGCAUUUGCAGGGAAGAAGAAGCCUCUAUGGGUGCCGAGCAAGAUUUGA